Molecule: messenger RNA, 1038 nt
Organism: Pneumocystis carinii B80
Lineage: Eukaryota; Fungi; Ascomycota; Pneumocystomycetes; Pneumocystales; Pneumocystaceae
Exons: 4
Coding region: 47-994 (315 amino acids)
Biological process (GO): vesicle fusion; exocytosis
Cellular component (GO): plasma membrane; SNARE complex
Molecular function (GO): syntaxin binding; SNAP receptor activity
Source: RefSeq, a predicted model, not a curated record
AUUGGAUAAUAAAAUUUGAGUAAUAAUUGUGAAAAGAGGAGAUAUAAUGGAGAAUAAUUAUUUGAGAUCUAAUACAUCAAAUAAAUCGGUAUAUGGAGGAGAAAAUUCCAGUUUUUCAGAGAAUUCACAUAGUUCGUUGCGUAAUGCGGGUCUUUUUGAAAGUAAUGAUACCUAUGAACAAGCUAGAAGCAAAUUAUUUGAAAUGUCGCCGCCUAAAUAUGAACAACAUUCUUUUAAUAAUAAAUAUACAUCAAAUACGAAUAAUAGCCGUAUGUUUUCAUCUAAUGAUCAAUAUACACCGUAUAAUAUAGCGGAAUCAGAUAAUGAAGAUGUGGAUGCUAUUAAACAAGAAAUGCGAUUUGUUAAGCAGAAUAGUGUAAGUAGUACACGAAAUGCUAUUCGAACAGCUAUUCAGGCGGAGGAAAUGGGAAGACAGACAUUAGAAAGGCUAGGAACACAAAGCGAAAAAAUAGGAAGUACAGAAAAGCAUUUAGAUCUUGCAACGGUUUCUGCUAAAAUGGCGGAAGAUAAGAAUAAGAAGCUUAAUCAAUUAAAUAGGAGUGUAUUUAUUCCUCAUUUUUCAAAUCCAUGGAAAAAACAGACACGGCUUAAAGAAAGAGAGCAAUAUAUUCGUGAUCAAUAUGAAUUGGAGGAAAAGGAAAGGGAAAGGACAAAAAGAAGUGAUAGCGAAAGUAAUAGACGCAUUAACGAUGCUCUUUAUAGACAAAAAACUAGAUCGUUUGGAAAACAAUCAUUGAAUGAUAGCAUGCGUUAUCGUUUUGAACCAGAUGAGGAAGAUGAUGAUCUUGAAAAUGAAAUUGAUCAAAAUCUAGCUCAACUUGGCAACAUUACUGCUCAACUUAAAGCAAUCGCUACUGCUACACAAGAAGAAAUCUUAUGUCAAAAUGAAAGACUUGAUAGGAUAUCCGACAAGGGACAUAAAUUAAAUGCCGAAAUUUAUGUUAAUGCAGAAAGACUUAAGAGAAUGAACUAAGGAUUAUUCUAUAUUACUAUAACUCUGAUAUAAUAUCAUUGAGU